This is a messenger RNA of Elgaria multicarinata webbii, 4512 nucleotides long. RefSeq names its product protein S (gene PROS1). The transcript is spliced from 15 exons. The coding region runs from base 173 to 2227 and encodes 684 amino acids. Gene Ontology annotation, molecular function: calcium ion binding. The record is from RefSeq and is a predicted model, not a curated record. NCBI's taxonomy places the organism in Eukaryota, Metazoa, Chordata, Lepidosauria, Squamata, Anguidae. Gene Ontology annotation, cellular component: extracellular region.
AGGACUGGAACCUGGCAGAACAUUUCCCUGCUGCAUCACUCCCAGGCACCGUAUAAACAGAGACGCGACAGCAAGAAGGUUGUCUGAGCAGAUGCCAACAUCCCCCUCCCCUUCCUAGCCCCCAACAGAUGCACCCAGCCCACUUAACCUACCGCAGCUACUCCCCCUAAGGAUGAGGCUUCACUGCGUGGUUUGCCUGUUUAUUUCCUGCCUGUUUAUUACAGCAGUCGCUCUUUCUGAGCCUAGGACAUUUUUAUCUCAGCACCAUGCCUCAGCGUUUCUGGUCAGAAAACGUCGAGCAAAUUCCUUUAUGGAAGAAAGUAAGAAGGGGAAUAUGGAACGUGAAUGUAUUGAAGAAUAUUGCAAUAAAGAAGAAGCCAGGGAAAUAUUUGAAAAUGACCCCGAAACGGAAUAUUUCUUCCCCCUAUAUUUACGCUGCCUGGUUUCACACCGAAGAGCAGAUCCGAGGGAGAGAACUCAGAAUUCAGAUUCUCCAGCUGACCUGCGGUCCUGUGUAAAAGUAAUAUCCAACCAGUGUAUUCCUCUCCCAUGCAAUGAAGAUGGUUAUACAGAAUGCAGAGAUGGACAAGCCAUGUUCACAUGUAUCUGUAAACCUGGAUGGCAAGGACCGACAUGUGGAGAAGAUAUAAAUGAAUGUGAAGAUCCGACAAAUAGAAAUGGAGGAUGUAAUCAAAAUUGUGUUAAUUUUCCUGGAAGUUACCGCUGUACCUGUGAAGAUGGUUAUUACAUACAGCCAGAUAAAUUGGUCUGUGAAGACCGGAAUGAAUGCAUGUUAAACCAGAACAUUUGUGGGACAGCACAAUGCAGGAAUACCCCUGGAAAGUACGAGUGUGAAUGUGCAGCAGGCUACAUCUACAACUCAACUGCAAUGAAAUGUGAAGAUGUGGAUGAAUGUGCUGAAAACACUUGUUCUCAAAUGUGCAUCAAUUCUCCGGGAAGUUACUCCUGCUAUUGUGAUGGCACAAAAGGCUUCAAGCUUUCCAGGGACAUGAGAACUUGUGAGAUGGUACCAAAUUGUCUUGCUCUAUAUCUUGAAACGAAUUAUGAAUUGCUUUACCUGGGAGAGCAAUUUGUAGGGCUUCCUGUUUUGUAUUUAAGGUUUAGAUUGCCAGAGGUUACAAGAUUUUCUGCAGACUUCGACUUCCGGACUUUCGAUAAUGAGGGUGUUAUAUUGUAUGCUGAAUCCCCUGACAACACAGCAUGGUUUUUGCUUGCACUGCGUGAUGGAAAGAUUGAAAUUCAGUUCAAGAAUGAACUUGGAACCAAAGUAACAAGCGGUGGCAAAGCCAUUAAUGAUGGCUUAUGGCGCAUGAUCGCCGUAGAAGAACUAGAGCACAGCAUCAGUGUAAAAAUUGAAAAAGAAGCAGUGAUGAAUAUUAACAGCCCAAGAAAUCUUUUUAAACCAUCCAAUGGCUUUCUGGAAACAAAGGUGUUUAUUGCAGGGCUACCUCGCAAAGUGGACAGCAUUCUCAUUAAACCGAUCAACCCCCGUCUGGAUGGGUGUAUUCGUGCUUGGAACUUGUUGAAUCAGGGAAAUUCUGGUGUAAAAGACAUCAUUCAGCAGAAACAAAGCAAACAUUGCUUAAUACGUGUUGGAAAGGGAUCUUACUAUCCUGGCACUGGAGUGGCAAAGUUUCAUAUUAACUACAACAGCAACCUAACUAAUACAGAAGAUUGGUUAAUAAAUGUGACCAUGUCCAUCCGUCCAUCCACAGGCACUGGUGUAAUGCUUGCCUUGGUUUCUGGUGGAACAGUGCCUCUUGCUUUAUCUAUAGUCAACUCAACCGAUGUUCCGGAAAUCAUUGUAUCUAUUGAGAAUGUCAUUGUUGCCCGCUUGGAGUCAGAGGACUUGUGUACCUCAAGAAGAGUGCAGCUGGGUCUCAGAGUAACUAAACAGUUGCUUGAACUUACAUCUGAAUCACAUUCCGAGGUUACCUACAUCGGUCAGCUCUCCGUCCUUGACCAAGCACUGAAAGCACUGAAUGGAACUAUUGAUACCUACUUGGGUGGCGUUCCUGAUGUUCCAGUUGAGGCAACUCCAGUAACAGUUUUUUACAAUGGCUGCAUGGAGGUGGAAAUCAAUGAUAAGCAGCUGGAUCUGGAUGAAGCCAUCUUCAAAAAGAAUGACAUUAGAUCACAUUCAUGCCCGUUGCUUAUUAAGGAAAUGCCAAGUCCUCAAGCCACUGUUCUCCCUUCUGUUCAUUAAUCUCUCAUAGGAAAAUCCAGAUUGCUUUGCACAAAAUGGGUAAGGACAGGAAUUGAACUAUAAAGGUUCACUUUUCUAAUGAUCUGUUUUGAGAACAAAUAAAUUUCAUCCUUUUCCAAUAUAAAGGGACCAUACCAAGAUUAAUAUUCUGUCAAAAUAGUGUCAUUUAUAGCAUUUGAAGACUUUUAGUUGAAUAGUUUACUUGUCAACAUUUAUACAGUUCACAUUUUAUAUUUUACUUACUUUGGAGAAUAAAACCAGAAAACAUAUGUCUGCAUUCAAGUUUACGUCUUGAUUCUAAUGUACUGUGGCAACAGCAACAACAAAAAUACUAUUGAAUAGACUAAAUCAAGAUAUUUCAUUUUUAAUAGACUAAAUCAAGAUAUUUCAUUUUUCUAAAGAACAAUAUUAUACCAAGAUCCUAUGAAAAUGGUCUUAAAGCUCUACACAGGUGGAAGAUAACAACUGUUAUGUGAACAGUCUUUGACACAAAAAUCUUGCAACAGUGUUUCAAGAGAUAAUGGUCACAUCUAGAUAAUGGUGUCACAAGCAUUUAGGAACAAAGCACCAAUAAGAUAAACCUAACAAACUGUAUAUUUUUUUAAAGAAUUCUGUUAAAUAUGAAUAGUCACUUUCACAUAGCAAAACUAUCAGUAGCAGCAACCACACUACAAUUUCUAGUCUCAAAUACAUACCGUAAUAUAGUAAAUUAGUAUUCUAUUUAUAUAACCUGCUGUGCUGAGAAGAUCACCUUCCAUUGAAUAUUUCAACAUGUCAUACCUACAGUAGAAAAUGAUGAAAGGGAUGUAUGUGACUUGUUGGGCUGUUUAAAAGUCUACAUACUUAUUUGUUGUGUGUUCCCCAUGGGGGGUCCCAGCAUUGUACUUCAGUUCUAGGAACAAUUAUAUGCAUAUGAAUUAGUGUGGUAUCAUGUACAAUUGGAUACCAGCAUUAUGGACAUACCAUUUGUAUUUUGUCACAGCAUAACAUACAUUUCUUUUGGUUAAAUGAGUAUGUUCAGCUUAUUUCUAAAGACUUGUAUAUAGCUUGAAAACAACAAUUUCUCAUCAGUGAUAAUGAACCAUGGCUUGAAAAUAGCUCAAAAAAUGCAACAUAAUAUUGCCACUUAAAGAGCUUUGGAUGCUAUUAGGAUUUACAAACAUGCUAAAGAAUUUUGUUGAAUUGAUAAUAGGCACACUUAAGUAGCACCAUUGAAAUCAACCGAAGUUCUAGAUAAAUCAUGAUGUGAAGUUGCUUAUAUGAACAAAUCAAGACAGAGGAAAGUAUAUGUAUCUUGACACACAAGGAGCUUAUAUGAAAACAUGGCUAGGAUCUCAGUUUUAAUGACCUGCCCAACCCUUAUUUUGACACUUGAUGCUAACAACAAGUCUCGACUUCAGCCAAGAGAAAUGACUUCCAAGUGAGUGUGCUGAAGAUCAUAUUCUUAAACCGAAGGUAAACCUCAAAUCAGCUAACAUCCUGAUCCUAAAACACAUGCAACUACGUCCAAGUGGGUAUUAAUGGAACUUAGUUUUGCAUGAUGGAUAUUGCAAUUCUGAAGAGCCAAGUAAGGUUCCUUUACCUUAAUGAAGUAAGAACAUGAAUAAGGUAGUAAGCUUGUGUAAGAAAUAUAAAAGACACACAGUUAUGCUGCGUACUUCUUUGUAGGAGCUUGCCACACUAAAACAUUGUUUAAGUGAUUUGGCCGUUUGGCACUGACCUCCCAGGGGAACACAGAACAGACAGAGUUGAUUGGAUAUGCAGAUAGAUUGUAUGCACCUGUUCACACUUACUCGAUUGCUGCCAUAGUUUCCCAGGAUUGGAAUGUAUCUUACGCAGCAUACAAUAAGGAUGCACGUUGUUAAUUUGUGCCAUGAGCAGAGAUUAGAUUUUGUUCUGUUUUAUUUUUAAAGGACUCCUGCAUAAGAAAGCAAAGUAUGACAAGGAUUAUGUAAAUCUAAAAAGAUUAAACAAUACCUACCAAAUGAUCUCGUCCCUUUAAAGCAUCUGUAGUCUUAAUAGCAGUACUUACAAGAAGCAGGAAAGAGUUUAGAAAUAUGCACAAUUAUUUUUCAGAAUAAAAUUACUAUAAAGAGAUAUUUUGUCAAGAAAUUUACCAAAUGAUAUCAAUUGUUCUAUUUCAUGUCCUGUAUGAAUAUUGUAAUGCACUCUGGUUCUAAUGUGAAAUACAAGGUUGGAUUUUUUACAAAGUGUAAAGGCUGCUUUUUUUUAACAAGCAAAAAAUAAUAAAGAAGAAUCUACAGUCCCCUCCCCCCCCCCCGCAA